Molecule: messenger RNA, 231 nt
Organism: Fusarium tjaetaba
Lineage: Eukaryota; Fungi; Ascomycota; Sordariomycetes; Hypocreales; Nectriaceae
Exons: 1
Coding region: 1-231 (76 amino acids)
Source: RefSeq, a predicted model, not a curated record
AUGGCCUUUGACCCCACACUUCCAAUCUACAAGCACGAUAUCCCAAAGAAGUUGGUGAAAGACAAUACCAAGCUUGACGAAGCACUCAUUGACAUCUUCGGAGCUUGGGACUUUAAAUUCGUCAAUCGCUAUGACGCAACAAAGGAAAUGAUCACAAUCGAAACAAAUGAUGAUAGGUCGAUGGACUUGAAGAAAAAACUGCAGGAGAAGGAAGCUCUGGAGCAAGACUAG